GAGCAUCUCUACUAGGGUUUCAAGUAUAUUGAACAAGAAGGAGAGUUACAGUUACUGAACCUGUAUUUCUUCUUUAUGCACUUCAUUUUCCCUACUUUGACUCGUUCGAUUUCUUCCAUUUGUCUUCCAAAGAAGAAAUAUUAGCAAGACGAGGAGGAGGAGGAGGAGGUGGAGGAGGAGGAGUUCGAGUUCCAUGUUAAUAUUUCUCUUUCUCAUUACUUAUUCGCUGUGCUUCUCUUCGAUUCUUGCUUCCCUAUCCUCUGUCAUGCUUAUUUUCUUCUCCUUCAUCACGAUGCAUUAAAGGUAUCUAAUAUCUGUGUUGCUUUCUCCAGGGCCUUGGGCCCUCUUCUAUGCGCUUCGACGUUUCCUGCAGUUUUUUAUAUAUUGAAGAAAAGAGGGAAGGUAUAGACUGUCAUCGUUUUGCUCAGGAGAAGUGUCAGUUGUGUAGUGGUCGUACACAACUGGAAUUAGUCCAAUAUGGCUGAUGCCAGUCCUAGGACUGAUAUCUCAACGGAUGUGGAUACAGAUGAUAAAUACCAGAGGUCUAAUAGAGGUCAAUCUACUGCUGUUGUGGCUUCCGAUUCAAGUGACAGAUCGAAAGAUAAAACGGAUCAGAAGACUCUAAGAAGGCUGGCACAAAAUCGUGAGGCUGCUAGGAAAAGCAGACUGAGGAAAAAGGCAUAUGUCCAGCAGCUGGAGAGUAGUCGUUUGAAGUUGACCCAACUGGAGCAGGAGCUCCAGAGAGCACGGCAGCAGGGUAUUUUCAUAUCAAGCUCUGGAGACCAAGCCCAUUCAAUUGGUGGAAAUGGGGCCAUGGCUUUUGACGUAGAGUAUGCACGAUGGCUUGAGGACCAAAAUCGGCAUAUUAAUGAAUUGAGAUCAGCAGUCAAUUCUCAUGCAAGCGAUACGGAGCUCCGGAUAAUUGUUGACAACAUAAUGGUUCACUAUGAUGAAAUUUUUAGGCUAAAGAGUAAUGCAGCAAAGGCUGAUGUAUUUCAUUUAUUGUCGGGCAUGUGGAAAACACCUGCUGAGAGGUGUUUCUUAUGGCUUGGUGGCUUCCGCUCGUCUGAGCUUCUCAAGGUGACAUCCAUUUCCAAGUUCUAAGUGGCUUGUGAUUAGUUUUAGGGAAAAUACUAAAGUUUUAAAGAGGUUUAGUGUCAACUACAAAAAUGAGACUUCAUUCUGAAAUCUAAAAUAACCGGACUUGUCUUAUUAUUAUUAUUUUGAAUAAGAGAAGACGCUUAUUAAACCGAACUUGUCUUAUUGAAACAUUUACUUAACAAAAAUGCCAGUUACUGUAAAGACUGUGAAUGACUCGUAAAUCGACUAAGUUAUCAUUUCUUGGAUUUUUUCUUGGAUUUUCUCUAUUAUCUUCUCUCUCUCCUCCCUUUCAUCUAUAACACAUUUUCUUUCUCCCCUCUCCUUGCUUCUUUAAAAUGUACACCGAUUGCGCAUGUUAUUUAUCUUUUGUAAAAUUGACAAUCUGGAGAUUCAUCCUUUGGAUUUUAUUCACACACUGGCAAAACUUGGUUCUACUCUUGGGACAUAGCUGUAGGAGAAGUUCAGUAGUCUUCAAGAUGGCUAUUACAUCCAUGGGCAACAUUCUAUUGUCCUGUUUGAUGUUAUUUCACCCUUGACCUUUCUGUUAUAUAUUAUCCAUUGUCUUUCAAAACUGCAAUGAGUUCCCAUCCGGAUUUACUUACCAAGUUACCUAUUUUCUUUUUUCUCCUAGUUUGUGAACAAUCUGUUUACUGGUAGCUUAGGUUUUGAGUGUUGAAAGCACACCUGCCAUAAAAAGUACAGGAAAAAGACCAUUAGGUUAAACUCUAAAAACUAAAAUGCCCUGUGUUUUCUUGUUUAAAUUAUUUUUGGAGUUGCAGAAAUUUUUGUUUUAGAUGAGGGUCUGAGUUGUGUAAAAUAAAUAUAGACGCAAAAUGUAGUGUCUUAUGUGAAGGAAGUCAAUGCUAAGCAUGGCAAAUCACCAAGCCCCUUUGGCUUGGUAGUAAAUCUCACCAUAUAGAGGUUAUGUGAGUGAGCUUUUGGGUUCUGUAGCCAAUUUCCACAAGGGCUGUGGUCCUUACGCAAAAAUAGCAAUGAGCCAGAAGCAGCACAAUUAAAGAAGACAGUAGGGAGAGGAGCUUUUCAGAAGAAAAAAAAAAAAACAAAAGAGAAUAAGGCGAAGCUGGUAUAUUUUUAGAAGCCUUAAAUAAUGGAAAGAACCUAUAAUCCAAAGAAAAUGUCUUU
This is a messenger RNA of Carica papaya (papaya), 2244 nucleotides long. Lineage: Eukaryota; Viridiplantae; Streptophyta; Magnoliopsida; Brassicales; Caricaceae. The record is from RefSeq and is a predicted model, not a curated record.